CGUCACACACAAAAAGUUAUGUCCCUUGCCAACAAAACCAAAGAACCAUUGAAAGGUGCCACUUUUGGUAAUCCAAUCAAACAUAGUGUUGGACCAUUGGUACAUAAUCAUGUAGCCAAAAUACUCAACAUUCCUUGGUCAUUCGAUCAUGGUGAAUAUGCAAGCGUAGAAGAAGUUCAUGAGCAACUUCGAGAUGGGGCUUUUGGGAUGGGAGCAAUCACUAUGCCAUUCAAAUCUACAAUAAUGCCUUUUUUGAAUGGCAUUGAUGAGGAAGCAAAUGCAAUCGGAGCUGUAAACACAAUCAGUCAUCUCAAUAAAGACGGAAAAGAUUGGCUUCAAGGUCAUAACACAGACGCAGCAGGAAUUGCGCAAGUGUUCAAUGAAUGCACAUCCCUAUCAGAAAUACCACAGCGAAUCGGACUGGUGAUCGGAUCGGGUGGUGCAGCAAGAGCUGCUGUUUGGGCUCUUUUAAUGACACUGAAGUGUACUUCCGUCAUGAUCGUUGCACGCUAUGCCAAUGCUGUGGAAGAUAUGAUCAAUUCAUUCAAGGAAAUAGGUAGCAAAUAUGGGAUACCGAUUCCAGAAUGUGUCUUUCAUGUUAAAUCGGUCCAGCAUGCAAAAAGAUUGCUUGCUCAAGGUGUAACGCCAUCUUUAGCAGUAAGCUGUAUCCCUGAUCCUCUUUUCGAAGCAGCUAACAAAGAUGUCAAAACACAAUCAGAGGGAAAGGAACAAGAGCGUCAAACUUUUGCUAUAUUGGAUCAAUUAUUGGUCGGAAGACUUCACCGCAGACAGAGGCAAAGUACACCUUGCAUCUUUCUUGACAUGUGUUUCAAACCAAUGUAUACGUCCUUAAUGCGUCUAGCUGAAACAGACGGUUGGACAGUGAUUGGAGGAAUUGAAGUUCUUGGCGCUCAGCUGAUCGAACAAUGGAGAAUUUGGCUUGGUGAAGGUAAUUUGUUUGACUCCAUUCCUCAAGAUCAAGUACGAGCAAAAAUGCGCGAACUGGCUAUCAACAGCACAUCCUUGCAAGUUUCUACCUCACAGAGUCGCCCCAAAUCUCUACACGAACGACUAAAGAGUAUGCCACAAGGCAUCAUGAGUGCUUCAUUGGGCAGUGGACAAGUACACGAUAUCGAGUCAAAGAUUCGAGCGACAAAAGAAGAAGGAUUUGAAGGUAUUGAAAUCUUUUAUGAAUGUUUACGUUUGGUGUCUGUGGAAAUAGCGGGCAAAAGUAGCUCAGAGCAACCAACAGAUGACGAGUUGAGAGCAGGUGCAAAGAAGGUUCGACAAUUGUGCGAUAAAUACGGAGUUUUUGUCAUCGCAUUGCAACCUUGGCUGAACUAUGUCGGCUUAAAAGACCGAAAGGAACGUGACCGAAGAUUGGAACAGGUGUUACCACUUUGGUUUGAAUUAGCCGAUUUGCUUGGUACGAAUACCAUGCAAAUUCCUUCACAGAUGUACAAGAAUAUAUCGACGAAUGACCCUGAAGUUGUCAUUGAUGAUUUACGCAAGCUGGCAGAGGCAGGAUUGUAUGGAAGAGAGAAGCAAGGUAAAAAUCCUAUUCGUUUUGCUUAUGAAGCAAUGGCUUUUGGUGCAUUCACAAGUCGUUGGCAGGAUGCAUGGGAAGAAGUUGUAGCUGUGGAUAUGCCUAAUUUCGGCAUUGUUCUUGACACAUUUCAAAUUCUGGGCGAAUGUUGGGCAGAUCCUGCAAGUCCCAGUGGUGUGCUGUACGAUGCAGAAAUCCGAUUGCAAGAAAGCCUGCACGAUCUCCGCACAACAUUCGCAGGCCAUCUGGAAGAACAAACAAAGAAUCGUCGAAAGGUCUUUUACGUUCAAGUUGGUGAUGCUGAACGAUUCCCAGAGCCAUUGAAUAUGGAAAAUAGUCUUUUUGAUCUUUCCAUGCAUGCAAAUAUAAAGAUGGCAUGGAAUCGAUCAUGUCGUACAUUUGCAUGUGAAGGCUAUUUGCCUUUGCUACCUUUACUCAAAGUACUCUUUCAAGAUAUCAGGUUCGAGGGCAUGGUGAGCGCAGAGUUGAUGAAUGUGAACACAAGUAGCAAGGAAGAAACCUUCCCAUUACGUUCGGCUCAAAGGGCGAGAGUAGCUUGGCAGAAAUGUGUAGAUCUCUUGAUUCAAGAGUCUAAAACACCAAGCGUGGUCUAAUUUGUAAAGAAGUGUGGUCAACAACUUCAUGCUGUAAUAUGAUGCUAAUGAAAAUGUACUAUGUGAU
Meira miltonrushii is the source of this 2227-nucleotide messenger RNA. Its product is annotated as xylose isomerase-like protein. The record is from RefSeq and is a predicted model, not a curated record. Gene Ontology annotation, molecular function: shikimate 3-dehydrogenase (NADP+) activity. Lineage: Eukaryota; Fungi; Basidiomycota; Exobasidiomycetes; Exobasidiales; Brachybasidiaceae. The transcript is spliced from 3 exons. The coding region runs from base 19 to 2160 and encodes 713 amino acids.